UUUCGUCUGAUGGAGUGUGUAUCAAAACCGAAGCAGCUGCUUAUUGGAUUCGUUUUCCGAAAUCGGGGCCUGCGACCUCGCCCCUACUCUUUGUUUGGAAGUCUCCGUCAAAAAUGGCCCUGUUUUUAAAAGUUAUCAACCAUUGUUAAACUUGAAGGAUGGGUCUAGUGUUUGUUAGGAUACUAAGGUGAAGAAUGAUGCAGAAGUUGCGUGGCUCCCCGAAAAUUAUUGUUCUUCUGUUUUAUUAUCUAUGUCUGUGGGUUCGUGUCACAGGCCUGUGUCCCGUGCGUUGUGAGUGCAAUGACAAAGAUGAUCUCAGAGUGAUUUGUGAUUCUGCCAAUUUGGAUGUAGUGCCCAUCACUCUUAAUCCAGGUCUCCGUGAACUGCGUUUGAGUAACAAUCACAUAAAAGGUGUCCGUUCUUCGUUCAGUGUUUACCUCAAUCUAGAAUUCCUUGACAUGUCUAGAAAUCAACUUAGUACUUUGGAUAAAGAUAACUUUAGGUCUAUUCAGCACUUGAAGACUCUUCUUCUGAACCAUAACAUGAUAUCUGAUCUUCAAAAUGAUACUUUCACAGGUCUACAUGCCUUAGAAAAACUAAAUUUAUGUUCAAAUCUCUUACAAGAGAUAAAAGCAAAAGUUUUUGUAUAUUUAGAAAAUCUGGAAGAAUUGGAGCUUUCUCAGAAUCAGAUAGUAAAUAUAGAAGCUGAAGCUUUUUUUGGUUUGAAAAACCUAAAAACCUUGGUGCUACGUAACAAUAACUUGACAUUCAUUCCUAGCUUAUCAUUUCAGUAUAUUCCUAAGCUUCUGAAACUUGAUUUGGGAUUAAACCUAUUUGAAGAGGUACCUGAAAACUCUUUUUCAUCGUUGAAUAACCUACAAGAACUUUUACUAGAUGGGUGUGGUAUUCGAAUCAUCUAUCCUGGAGCAUUUAAAUGGUUGAAUUCUCUUCUCAUUCUACAAGUACAGAAUAAUGAGCUCAACCAAGUUCCUACUAGAGCUCUUUUUGAUGUCAUACGACUGGAGGAAAUUCAUAUUGGCCAAAACAAUUUUUUUCACUUGAAAGCAAGGGCUUUCCAAAGACUUCAGUUUUUGCAUACUGUUGUCAUUGACAAAUGUCCCAAAUUGGAGAUGAUUGAAAAGGACACUUUCUUAGAUAAUACAAAUCUUAAAACUGUGAUCAUAAGGCAUAAUAAAGUUCUUAAUGUGAUUCAAGAAGGAGCAUUUAACAAUUUGCCAAAUAUAGAAUCUAUUAAUUUAAGAGCAAAUGCUUUUGAAACAUUUCAACAUAGCCUCUUUCCUUGGGAUGAGUUACAGAAUCUUGAUGUUAGAGACAAUCCAUUCGUAUGUAACUGUAGUUUGUUGUGGUUAUGGAAGCUUUUAGUGACUAAAAAUUUUACCUCUUCCGAUGAUCAAAAUGAUGUGACCAAAGUCCUUUGUGCAAAUCCUCCUCAUAAAAAGGAUCAAAUCCUGACAGAUUUACAGGAGACUGAUUUAGACUGCUAUAGUAUGGGCACAAGACGCCAAAUAAUCAUUGGUAUUGUGGUAGUUGGAGCCGUCACUUCUGCUGCAAUUGUUAUGUUAGGAUUCCGAUAUCGGGACAAAGUGGCUGGUGUCCUUAAAACAAGAUGGAGUCGGGGUAGAAAAGAGCCUCAAUAUCAGAAGACAAGUGCUGAAGAAGAGAACACGAUUCUGCAAGCGGCACAACAAUCACUUAAAUUGACACCUGUUACUGAACUGUGAUAUUGCUAAUUAAGUUUACCUUGGAACAAUUUUGUGACUAUGGCAUUGCAAUUAGCUCAAAUUAAAAGCAACUAGGUGCUCAGAUUUUCUUCUAACACUAAUCCGGUAAAAGUGAGGUGACUUGCCUUGAAAGUAAAGCUGCGAUUUUCAGCUAUUACUACCUCACAUUCUUAUAAAAUUGUAUUUCAA
Uloborus diversus is the source of this 1931-nucleotide messenger RNA. RefSeq names its product slit homolog 3 protein-like. Gene Ontology annotation, molecular function: protein binding. The transcript has 3 exons. Gene Ontology annotation, cellular component: extracellular matrix. The record is from RefSeq and is a predicted model, not a curated record. NCBI's taxonomy places the organism in Eukaryota, Metazoa, Arthropoda, Arachnida, Araneae, Uloboridae. Bases 195 to 1742 code for a protein of 515 amino acids.